Molecule: messenger RNA, 327 nt
Organism: Saprolegnia parasitica CBS 223.65
Lineage: Eukaryota; Oomycota; Saprolegniomycetes; Saprolegniales; Saprolegniaceae
Exons: 2
Source: RefSeq, a predicted model, not a curated record
AGAAGCUUGUGCAAGCCCAGGCGGCCAUUGCCGACGACACGAUCCGCCUCAACGUCGGCGGCACUCUCUUUGAAGCCAGUCGCGCAACACUCUUGGCGCUGCGCAGCGGCGCGACGUUUUGCAAGCAGCCCGACACGUUCUUUCAAGCGAUGCUUUCCCAAGGCCACUGGACGCCCCGUGACGACGACGGCGCGUAUUUUAUCGACCAAGAUGCGCGGUAUUUUGAAUAUGCGCUCGACAUGCUGCGCCAGGGCACGCUCAAUACCAAGGGGCUCUCAGCCACGGCGCGAAAGGAGCUUCAUUGUCUCCUCGAUUUCUUGCAGAUGA